Cordyceps fumosorosea ARSEF 2679 is the source of this 1353-nucleotide messenger RNA. RefSeq lists its product as hypothetical. The coding region runs from base 1 to 1353 and encodes 450 amino acids. Lineage: Eukaryota; Fungi; Ascomycota; Sordariomycetes; Hypocreales; Cordycipitaceae. The record is from RefSeq and is a predicted model, not a curated record. The transcript has 5 exons.
AUGCCUCCUGAUCCGAACUCAACCGAGUGGGUGUUUCUCAAGUGCCUUCUUCUCCCCAGAUCAAACUUGACAUUUCAGAGAAUCAUCUUUACUCAAAUUCCACUCAAGAACUACAUAUUACCUUUCUCUGUCCUUGUUCGAAAUGUCUGGCUCAGGCCGGGACAUGUAGCCAUGGGGCAACCGUCGACUUUUGAAUGCCUCGGAGGCGUCCACUUCAUCUCGAUCUGCGUCUCUCGAAAUGGCACUUCUUGCCAGACCCUUGAAGACCAGCUUGCUCAGGAGUACGCUGAUAAAACUCCCGAAGCUCGUCUCAAGCGCUUGCUUUCAGUCCGCACAGUUGUUUCAACAGCCUCUUCGUUCGCAGAGCGUCAGCAGGCUGCGAUGGGUGUCCUGGUCGACUUCCGCGAGAUUGGCACCGGAUCCAUUGGCAAAGUGUUUGAGCAUCCUGGAACUGUCUUUGCGUACAAGCUCCCUCUCCUCGACGACUCCGCCAAGCUUUGGAACAACUAUAUUCGGCCAAGUCGGGAUUCCUCGAUGCUUCUGGUUUGCAGUCCCUCAGACAGAGGCUUUUUUUGGUACGAGAACCUUCAUCGAUUUCCCAACACUGAGCAGUUCCCGCGCCAGCCUCGCAACAUUCUGUGCUUGGAGCGAAUCUUUCCCCUUCCCAAGCCCACCCGGGAGGCUUUGAUCGACAAGUACUGUCCUGCCUGGAUCAAAAGCCAGAUCUCUGCAAACGAAGCCAGCAAAGACUGCUUGAUUCGUCCCUACCUUGGUUGUGUGAAGUACAGCAGCGGUCAACAGUUCUUCUCCCUGCACAACUUCCAGCUUCAUGCCAAUCAAGUCCUGGAUCUCGGCAUGGAUGCUACUGAGCUUCUUUCUCCCUUGAAAGAGGAGCAGGCUGUGCGAAACAUCAUCAACCUACGUCAGAUCCUUGCUUUGCGCCCCAACUCGAGCACCUACGAAGUCGCAACCCACAGCAACGUCGACUUUCCGAAGAGACUGACUUCUCUUUGGUUGAUCGAUUUUGAUGACUGCCACGACAUAGCCAUGGAUAUGGAUGACCAAUCACUACUGCCCCAAGCCGAGCACUGGACACUGCUCCCGACCGUCGCGGAAGCUCUGUUUCUCGUGGAAGCUCAAGCUCUCCUGCCCGAGGCGGCCCUACCGCCAGCAGCGGUUCGCGCCGCCGCGGUACCCACGACUCUGGUCGUGGUGGCUCGCGUCGAAGUGCAAGUGAACAAAGCUGGCGAGGCAGCCGGGACUGAGCACUCCCUUGCUAAGUUCGGCGGCGCCGCUCAGCCAGCAAACCCCCCGCUGGCAACCGAAGAACUAGGCUUGAUUGUCGUGCUGUAA